AUGUCCAGCCGUCGCCACUACUCCUGGCCGUUUAGCGGCUCUUCCAAAGCCCAGGAACUGCCUUUACCCUACCACCACCACCACCACCACCAUCAUCAUCCUCAACAACGCCCAUUCACCUCAUCGCCAUCAUCGUCCUCAUUGCAACAACACCGUCUGCAGAGAAAACGUCCUAUCGGCUCGUUAAAAGAUACGUUCAACCGGCCCCUCUCGCCGGAUACUUUGACUUUUCCGUAUAGUUCGUCGGACGAAGAAGACGUUUUUGCGUCUGCCGGGAUUAUCUCGUCAAAGGAGAAACCUAGACGAAGACGGAGUAAACGAAGACGUCGGUCUCGUGUUGAUAGGUCUGUGGCCAAGAAGAGUCACAAAAACGAGGAAAAAUUGGAAAAGUUAGAGAAUAAUAAAACAAAAGAAGCAAGAGGGGAACCGGAAGAAGAAGAAGAAGUCAUCGUCUCCUCCAUAACAGAAGCCAACCACCUCCCAAGCGCCGUGCUGCGACGCAUUAUUCGACCGCGCCUUGAGAAAGCGAAACAGUUUCUGAUUCCUUUACAUUUACAUUUUUUAUCAUGGUCAGCGGCAACAACAACAACACCAUUACCGAUUAGAGGACGAGAAGAAAAGGUUGUUUUGUCUUGCGCAAGUACGCCAGUGUUAUUAACCAAGUUUGAUGAUAUGCUUAUGGAUGUACCGACUCCAAUUAUGCCCGAAGACUGGGGAUUUCGCCCCGGUCGACGGCAUCGUCGGUGUCAUUCUGAACAGCCGCGGGCAUGGAGGGAGCCGAGCCCGGGACUGUGGACGUUGGCUGAAGAGUGA
Molecule: messenger RNA, 813 nt
Organism: Talaromyces rugulosus
Lineage: Eukaryota; Fungi; Ascomycota; Eurotiomycetes; Eurotiales; Trichocomaceae
Exons: 1
Coding region: 1-813 (270 amino acids)
Source: RefSeq, a predicted model, not a curated record